UCUUGACAUCGUGGAAAUGUUGCUAAAGAAUGGCGCCGACCCUAAUAAGGGUGAUGUAUUGGGAGCGGCAGCAGCAUGGGGUCAUCUGGACAACGUGGACAUGUUGCUAAAGAAUGGCGCCGACCCUAAUAAGUCUGAUGCAUUAAAAUGGGCAGCAAGACGUGGUCAUCAGGACAUCGUGGAAAUGUUGCUAAAGAAUGGGGCGGACCCUAAUAAGUCUGAUGCAUUGCGAUGGGCAGCAAGAUAUGGUCAGCAGGGCAUCGUGGAAUUUUUGCUACAGAAUGGCGCGGACCCUAGUAAGUCUGAUGCAUUGGAAUGGGCAGCAAGAAAUAGACAUACGGGCAUCGUGGAGAUAUUGCUAAAGAAUGGUGCGGACCCUAAUGAGGUGAGUGUUCAACUUUAUUAUGCUUGCUCCAUUUAGUGUCUGUUGGCAACAAAUUAACUGUCAUCUGAACUGUAAAGCGUCCCUGUUUCUGUGUGAAUUAUUUAACAAAUAAGAUAUAUCCACAUAUAACAUACAACACAUUUCCUCUGGUUGCACUUAUAUCAGGAUACAAUUGUAUUGAUGAUCAAUUUGAAAUUAAAUUUCUCAUACAAUAUCCAUUACUAGAUUUGUAUCUAAACAUUAACUAGAUACACAAAUUUUACUAAUUCAUUUAAGUGCUGGUGAUUUUGACAUAUUAAUGAUGACCCCGCAAAUGUAUAAAAUAAUAUCAUUUAUAUAUGAUAUCUUGCAAUUCCUACCUUUAACAUCAUACCAAACAAAACUGUGAAUAAAUCAAUGAGAAGAUUUUUGAAAUUUCAGUCAAUUUGACCCUUUAUAAACCCGCCAACCAGGCUCGGGGGUUCGGUCAGGGCCAACAUGUGCAUGCCUUCAGACAGUUAUUUCAUGCUGAUAAUGUUAACCAGGUUUGAAUGAGUUCCAAAGGAAUUUCCAACAAAUAAUAGUCAAAAAUGUGAUUUCUCUAUAUAAAUUAUAACAAAGUUUACCCUCUCCCAACAGGCAAACGUGAAACCUCAAGGUCAUGAAAUUCACAACUUUGGCAGAGCACCAUAACACCCUCCCAUCUCUGAAGAGUGUUUAUUUCUGCCAUAUCUAAGAGUAGAUAAGAAGAUUUUUGAAAUUUCAGUUAAUUUGACCACUUUUAACAUCACCCAUCAGUCCCUUGGGGUCAGUCAGGGCCAACAUCUGCAUACCCUCAAACUGUUAUCACAUGCCCAUUUUAGGCCACCGUGACCUAAAAAGACAAAUCAUUAAAGAUAAAAAUGCUUAAUAAAUUUUCAAUCAUUCAUCUGACGAAAAAAAAUGCAGUUGAUAGUUUUUAAUUGAUGUUAAGCAAAAGUUUUCAAAAAAUAUCAAACUAUACUGAAUAUCU
Pecten maximus is the source of this 1376-nucleotide messenger RNA. Its product is annotated as kinase D-interacting substrate of 220 kDa-like. The record is from RefSeq and is a predicted model, not a curated record. The transcript has 5 exons. Bases 17 to 421 code for a protein of 134 amino acids. NCBI's taxonomy places the organism in Eukaryota, Metazoa, Mollusca, Bivalvia, Pectinida, Pectinidae. Gene Ontology annotation, molecular function: protein binding.